Molecule: messenger RNA, 294 nt
Organism: Necator americanus (New World hookworm)
Lineage: Eukaryota; Metazoa; Nematoda; Chromadorea; Rhabditida; Ancylostomatidae
Exons: 1
Coding region: 1-294 (97 amino acids)
Source: RefSeq, a predicted model, not a curated record
AUGUUGAUCCUCCUUGACAGCGUCAAGAAUAGCGGAGUUAUCGACAGUGUGAGGGCGUCCCGACUGGGGCUUGUCUUCGAAGUCGGCGUCUCCGCUUGCGAAACGAGCGAACCAGCGCUUGACAGUCCUGAUGAUGGUGGUGCCCUCGCACAAUCUGCUUUUGAUGUUGAGGGUUGCUGCGGUUGCUUUAAUGCCGCCAAGUCAUUCAUAGAAGAUGACAACUCGAAACUGCUCGUGACUAAAGUUAGGGGAGGCCCUCGGCCAUAUAUACAUAUUGUGGAGAAGCUUCGAUAA